Cyanistes caeruleus (blue tit) is the source of this 3722-nucleotide messenger RNA. RefSeq names its product STN1 subunit of CST complex (gene STN1). The record is from RefSeq and is a predicted model, not a curated record. Gene Ontology annotation, molecular function: single-stranded telomeric DNA binding. Gene Ontology annotation, biological process: telomere capping. Lineage: Eukaryota; Metazoa; Chordata; Aves; Passeriformes; Paridae. Gene Ontology annotation, cellular component: CST complex.
CGGACUCAAGAUGGAGGGGGCGCCCUCAUCCCCCCCCCACCCCAUGCUUCAGAGCAGGAUGGCAGCCCUGGCGUGGUGCUCGAGUGCUCGUCUCUCCUUUUGUCCUGUUUCCCUUUAGUUCGCUGUGUGCCGUCACGGGAGGGGCGUGUGGCAGAGGGACCCUUUUUUCUCUGACCUGGAGGACACCCCACGCCUCUGUUCCUGCCGCUCCGCUAUCCCGUACAGGAGGGGUGUCCCCAGCCCUGUGGCCAAGGGGAAGGAGUUACUGAAGACACUCAUGUUGCAGGACAGGUAUUCUUGAACAGUUUGGGGUUGUUCUGUAUCAGUCCUAUGCCAUCUCUCAGUGAUGAGAUUUGGACAGACCUCAGAUGGAACAUUGGUUUUGGAUGCAGUCUGAGUCCAAGUAUGAAGAAGAGAUGCCUUCUCUGCACUGGGGGAUAGAUCCUGUAUUUUCUGCAUUUGCAAGACUCUAUAUUAAAGAUAUUAUAGAAAUGAGAGAAUCUAAACAGGUGCCAGGUAUAUUCUUUUAUAAUGGCCAUCCGAUAAGACAGGUGGAUGUUGUUGGGAUAGUGGUUCAAACAAAGGAGCGAGACGCCUUUUAUAAUUGUGGAGUGGAUGAUAGUACUGGAGUUAUAAAUUGUGUCUGCUGGAAAAAUCCCAUGGUAGCAGAAACACCUUUAUCAGGUCAGCCAAGCACAUCGAGCAGUCUCAAUGUGUUUGAACAGAUGAAGAAACUCCAAGAAAUAGUAAGCCAGAAAACCAAGCUGGCAAUUGGAGAUGUCAUCAGGGUCAGAGGUCACAUCCGAACCUAUAGGCAGCAAAGAGAAAUUCAGGCUUCAUGUUUUUAUAAAGUGGAUGAUCCCGUGUGUGAUGUCCAGAUUUCAAGAAUGCUGGAGCUCCCCUCUCUCUAUAGAGAAGUUUAUGAUAAACCUUUCAAGGGCCCUGAGGAAACACAGAGCGGCCUGGAGGGUCAGAAUUUCUCAAUCCAUAUGCUGCAUGAGAAAGUGCAAAGCUUUCUAUUAGAAAACAAAAUUCAGACCUUUUACCAGCAGGAGUUGGAAACAGUUGAUUCUCUGGUGUCUCUGGCUGGUGUGCAUCUACCCAGCCCCAGCUGUCAGGAGGUGAAGUCAAAAAGUAACUCCAGUUCCAAAAGGAUUCACAGUGUUUUUAAGGAAGCAAUAAAGAUGCUACAAGAAAAAGGGGUGGUUUUCCAGAAACCUAGCAGCUCCAAGGACUUAUACUAUGUGACUGACCAUGAUAAGGAGCUGUUUAAAGUGACGCUUGAUGUGAUUAAAGAAGACUGUCGAAAACCCAGGCAUGCUGAAAAAGGCUGCCAUUUCCUUCAUGUCCUGAGUUGUGUUCGGCAGAGCUACAACCCCUCUCUGGCUGAAGUGGUGAUGCAGCGUGUCUUGGAACUGCUAGAGAACAACAGUGAUGUUGUCAGCACAAUGGAAGGAUAUUUUAUGGUAUUUUAAAGAGAAAAGAUAAGAAAGAGAGGUUGAGAGACUGUGAGAAGCUGUCAUUAGCUGGUAUGAUCUAGAUAGUGGAUAAAAAGAGCCUUUUGAUUCUCCAAAUGCUAUUUUUGUCCAGCUUCAGAGAAAUUGUUCAAAUACUUCUUUUAAUAUUCUUGCUGACUUCCUUGCUAUUCCUAGUGAUAUCAAACUGAUUCUGGACAUUCUAAUCUAGCAGGGAACUGGAAAAUAAACUGUGCUCUUUUAUUGGAGUAGGAUGAGACAUUGACCAUCCUCACAUGUGCAUCCAGUGAGCCUAAAGAAAAGUCACUACUGAAGAUCAGUUUACAGCAGUGAUCAUCUAAGGAGACAUUUUUCUGGCUUAAAGACUGAUCUUGUAAACUUUCACGUGGCAAUAGCUGUGGAUCUUUCUUUUUAUGUGAAUUUCAUACCGCCUAGAGAAAGGACACACAAGCAGAAGGAUUUGCCUAUUCUUCCUGGCAGUGCUGGUGCACCUUUGUCUGUGAAUAUGUAGUCCUCAAUCUGGACAGCUUUCCCAGUACCAAAGCAACCCUCACCAUUUUCUGUGAGGUAAUAUUCAGGAAAGGGGUCCUACAUCCCUUCCCCAUCCUGCAGCCUUUCCCACUGGUGUCAAGCAUGUCUGCAUUCCUCUGCAUUCCCAUCUGUGCUACUGAUGCCUAUUGUUGCUGUUCCUCCUCAGACCAGAAUUUUCAAGAUCGUCUAUUGUUUUGCUGUUUCAGUUGCUUCCUACAUCACAAAUGGUAAAAUAUAAAUGAGAUGCUUUGGAAAAAAAUAUACAGAAGCCACUGAGACCCACUGUAAUUUCCUCUGCCUGUUGCUUUCUGUGUCUUUUAUUCUUUGUCACUGUUGUGGUAAAAUACUGCCCAUAUCUGUGCUUGCAGAAGAACACAAGGCAUAGAAGAAACAACACUGGCCUAAAGAAGGUUACUAUGCAAGAUGUUUGAUCUGGAAUAAUUAUAACUCUGUUAUGUGCAACAGUAAAAAAGCAAAGUUGUUCGAUAUUUAUCCUUAGAGAGGCCUUGCUGCUGCAGGGGCUUGUCUGUUUAAUUAACCUGUUUAAUUUAUUGUGUGGAGGUGAGACCUUUAACUUGAAAAGAGUACAAAAGAUUGAAUUUAUCCUUCUCUCCUUUGCACCUACCCUGUAGCAGUUGAAAUAGCAGACUCCCAGGAGGCAGCUGUAGUGGUAAAGCCCUAUAAGGAUUGACAUAGCAGGGAAAAAUAAACCAUAUGCAUGAGGAAAGCCAGUGAGUAGCCCCAUGUGUGCCAGCUCUCUGGUUUGUUAUAUUAUCUGCCUCACUCCAAGCCCUGGCUGCAGAUAUAGGCUAAGAGAAAAGUAUGACAAAAUAUUUGGCAUUUGCAUUCAGAGGCCUGUGGAAAACUCUGGCCUUAAAGAGAUGUUCAUGUGUAUGAAUCAUUCAUUUGCUGCAUAUUCCCUUUUUGCUGCAGGACUCAAUAGUUGGUUUCCUCACAGAUUUCCCUACUCCUCAUGUUUCUCUGCUUUGAGUCAGGUACCUUCUAGUCAGAUCACAAUAUGGGCCCUGAACAGGUGCUGAAGGGAUGUACCUGUGCAGAAGGAAAUAGAAGAGGAUUAAGGAAGAGCUGUAGAAUAUUUGUUCCUGACUCCCUCCCCAUGCUCUGAAUAUCUCUCAGUCAGGGAAAGAAGGCAGGUUCUGAGUCAAGUGGUACUAAAGGGAAUUGAAACUUUAAUUUAUGCCUAUGAGAAGAUAUGGUUGGCCACUGGGGAGAAUUGCUUUUUAAAUUCCUGCUCUGAUUGUUGAUCAGUUUGAAGUGAUGCUUAAAAACAAGGCUGUCUAUGGAAGAAGUAGCUUGGAAUAUUGAAUCCUAAAUUCAAAUUUGCUUCAGGAAUUGCCCAUAACCAAGCAGUACAUAUGGUUAAAUUGCUUAUUUGGCCUGAAUUUGAGGAUAUUUUAAAGGAAAGUAUGAGGUGUUUCAGACCAUUUGGAAGAGUAUGGCAUCUAAUUUAAGAGACUGUCUUGGCCAUUUUCUUGAAAUGUUCUGUAUUAGCAGAAGUUUAUUUUGCUGGGAAAGGGUUAAAGGAACAGUGCUAGCUCAGUGGGAAAGGUGAUCUCUCUUAAGUUAGAAGAAAGACCCUGGUUCUCCUGAAGAUGACAGCUGAGUGUGUGGGCUGGAUGAAUUUGGGGAGAAAAAGAGAGUUUGGAGAUCAUGUUGCUCUUUAGGAUCUCUUUAUAAUAAAUUCUUACCAAAAUA